AGCAUAUAAGGCUGGCACGCUACAGUCAUAUCGGGCACUUUUGUCGAUGUUUAUCGGGAGAAAAAUAUCGCGAGCAGACAAAAUGGCAUCGAAGAUUUUCAAGCUUAUGCUGAUCAUGCAUAUUGCGGUGAUUUGCGUCUGUGCUCAGAGUAUCGAAAACUCCAAAGGGACGGAUAAGGAGGCAGAAAGUCCAAAGUUGGUGUCAAACAACCUCAAAGAUUCCGAAAAAAUUAUGUGGUGGCCAAUAAUACUUGAGGAUUCAGAAAAUUCAAAGUUGGUGUCAAACAACCUCAAAGAUUCAGAAAAAACUACGUGGUGGCCAAAAAUACUUGAGGAUUCAGAAAAUUCAAAGUUGGUGUCAAACAACCUCAAAGAUUCCGAAAAAAUUAUGUGGUGGCCAAUAAUACUUGAGGAUUCAGAAAAUUCAAAGUUGGUGUCAAACAACCUCAAAGAUUCCGAAAAAAUUAUGUGGUGGCCAAUAAUACUUGAGGAUUCAGAAAAUUCAAAGUUGGUGUCAAACAACCUCAAAGAUUCCGAAAAAAUUAUGUGGUGGCCAAUAAUACUUGAGGAUUCAGAAAAUUCAAAGUUGGUGUCAAACAACCUCAAAGAUUCCGAAAAAAUUAUGUGGUGGCCAAUAAUACUUGGGGAUUCAGGAAAUUCAAAGUUGGUGUCAAACAACCUCAAAGAUUCCGAAAAUAAUUGAUAUAGUUUCAACGGUUUACAUGCAACUAUGGAUAACCCCUUAUUCAGUUAAUUGCACAAUUUAAUCACAAGCAUUCAAAAGAUGUGAUUCUAUAAUAUUUAUGGUCAAUUAUAUUUAUGUAUUCAGACGCUUAAAUAUAUAUCCCAGAAUAUGAUACAAUGCA
Messenger RNA from Styela clava, 866 nucleotides. RefSeq lists its product as uncharacterized. Lineage: Eukaryota; Metazoa; Chordata; Ascidiacea; Stolidobranchia; Styelidae. The record is from RefSeq and is a predicted model, not a curated record.